Molecule: messenger RNA, 5941 nt
Organism: Mustela erminea (ermine)
Lineage: Eukaryota; Metazoa; Chordata; Mammalia; Carnivora; Mustelidae
Product: contactin-associated protein-like 4
Exons: 24
Coding region: 62-3985 (1307 amino acids)
Source: RefSeq, a predicted model, not a curated record
GAGCAGACUCCGAAGGCUGGAGCUCCGGGCUUUGGGGGCCUCCAGGAGCAGGACCAGGAACAUGGGGUCGGUCCCUGGAGCCAUUGUCAGGGCACUCGUCCUUCUGUCCGUGCAGAGCUGGGGUGCGGCCACAGCAGGAGACACAGAUGGCUGCGACCAGCCUCUGGCAUCCGCGCUGCCGGCCUCCUCCUUCAGCAGUUCCUCCGAGCUGUCCAGCAGCCACGGCCCUGGGUUUGCGAGACUGAAUCGCAGAGAUGGAGCCGGCGGCUGGACACCCCAUGUGUCAAACAGAAGCCAGUGGCUGCAGAUUGACCUUGGGGACAGGGUGGUGGUCACCGCAGUGGCCACACAGGGCGGGUACGGGAGCUCCUCCUGGGUGACCAGCUACCUCCUGAUGUUCAGCGACAGCGGCAGGAACUGGAAGCUAUACCGGCAUGAGGAGAGCAUUGCGGGCUUUCCAGGGAACGCCAACGCGGACAGUGUGGUGCGCCACCGGCUGCGGCCGCCCCUGGAGGCCAGGCACCUGCGCUUCCUGCCGUCCGCCUGGAACCCCGACGGCCGCAUUGGGAUGCGCGUGGAGGUGUACGGAUGCUGGUUCCGAUCAGACGUGAUGGACUUUGAUGGAAAAAGUUCUCUGCUUUACAGAUUUGUUCAAAGUACCAGGAAUCCAGUGAAAGACAUCAUUUCUUUGAAAUUUAAAACAAGGCAGAGUGAUGGGCUUCUGUUGCACAGACGGGGCAGAAAUGGAGACUUCUUCACCCUGGAAUUAGUGAAAGGGAGGCUCCUUCUGAUCUCCAAUUCAGGCACUGCUUCACCCUCGCCAUCUGGCCCUGGGAGCGUGGCGCUGGGCAGUCUGUUGGACGACCAGCACUGGCACUCGGUGCUCCUUGAGCAUGCCCGCCAGCACAUGACCCUCUCCGUGGACCGGCACUCCAGGCAGUUCCAGGCAUGGGGACAGCUGAGUCACGCAGACCUGGAUCCUGAGAUCAGCUUCGGAGGGAUUUUAGCACCUGGAAAAUCUGUGACAUUUCAAAGAAAACACUUCGACGGAUGUUUAGAAAAUAUUAAUUUUAAUGGAGAGGAUAUCAUUGAUUUGGCCAAGAAGCACAGACCCCAGAUUCUCAUCAGGGGAAACGCCUCCUUCUCCUGCUCUCAGCCGCAGUCUGUGCUGGUCACGUUUCAGAGCGCUGGGAGCCGCUUGGUGCUGCCAGGCACCCCGGCACAGGAUGGGGUCUCCAUCAGCUUCCAAUUCCGGACGUGGAACCAGGCGGGGCUCCUGCUGUCCCGCCGGCACCCUCGCGGCUCCACGGGCUUUGUCCUCACGCUGAGGAACGGAGCCCUCAGACUGGGCCUGUCCCCGUCUCCAGGACACGUGAGGAGUGACAUCAUGGCAGGUGCGGGACUGAAUGAUGGGCAGUGGCAUUCGGUCUCCCUCACAGCCCGGAGGAACCAGCUGAGUGUGGUGGUGGACCAGGUUGGGGUUUCGGCGGUUCACACAGCAUUGCCUCUAGAGACCCACGCAGAUGGUUCCUAUCACUUUGGAGGGUGCCUUUCUUCCGGCUCCGGGUCUGAGUGUGAGGCCUCACUGGCCGGAUUCCAGGGCUGUCUGAGGCUCAUCUCCAUUAACGCCCAGGAGGUGGACCUGAUCUCCGUGCAGCGGGGCGUGCUGGGGAACUUCAGCAGCCUGGACAUAGACUCCUGCGGCAUCCGAGACAGGUGUUUGCCCAACUGCUGUGAGCAUGGCGGCAGAUGCUCCCAGACCUGGACGGCCUUCCACUGCAACUGCUCCGGCACGGGCUACACGGGCGCCACGUGCCGCCAGCCCCUCUACGAGCAGUCCUGCGAGGCCUACAAGCACAGGGGCGAGUCCUUGGGGAGAUACUACGUGGACCCGGACGGCAGUGGACCCCUGCAGCCCUUCCCCGUGUUCUGCAACAUGACAGACGUCCCGUGGACCGUCGUGCAGCACAACAGCUCAGCCCUCACCAGGGUCAAGGGCGCAGACCAGAACAACCCCCACUGGGCAGUGUUCCAGUACGAGGCCAGCCUGGAGCAGCUGCAGGCCAUCAUCGCCCGUGCCAGGCACUGCCAGCAGAUGCUGGAGUUCCACUGCAGGAGGUCUCGGCUCCGGGACCCACAAGAUGGAACACCUCUGAGUUGGUGGGUUGGAAGCACCCAUGGGACACGCACUUACUGGGCAGGCUCCAUGCCUGAGGCCCAGACGUGUGCUUGUGGACUAGCGGGGAACUGCGUUGACUCCCAGCAUCUCUGCAACUGCGACGCAGACCAGGACGAAUGGACCAACGAUACAGGUGUGCUGUCCUACAAGGAGCACCUGCCCGUGACACGCAUCGUGGUGGCCGAUGCAGCCCGUCCAAGCUCUGCUGCAGCCUACAGACUGGGGCCUCUGCUGUGCCAGGGGGACCGAUCCUUCUGGAACUCAGCUUCCUUCCACACAGAAACCUCAUACCUUCACUUCCCCACUAUACAUGCAGAGCUCAGCGCCGAUGUGUCCUUCUUUUUUAAGACGAGAGCUUCAUCUGGGGUGUUCUUAGAGAACCUGGGGAUUACAGACUUCAUCAGCUUGGAGCUACGCUCCCCAAGAGAAGUGGCCUUUUCCUUUGAUGUCGGGAACGGGCCCUGUGAGGUCACAGUGCGGGCACCCGGCCCCCUCAAUGACGACCGGUGGCACCUGGUCCGGGCCGAGAGGAACAUCAAGGAAGCCUGGCUGCAGGUGGACCUGCUCCCACCCAGAACACACACAGCCCCCGAAGACGGGCACAUGCGACUGCAGCUCAACAGCCAGCUCUUUGUGGGAGGCACGGCCACCAGACAGAGAGGCUUCCUGGGGUGCAUCCGAUCCUUGCAGCUGAACGGGAAGGUGCUGGACCUGGAGGAGAGGGCACAGGUCACCCCGGGGGUGCAGCCUGGCUGUCCGGGGCACUGCAGCACCUACGGGCAUCUGUGUCACAACGGGGGGCGCUGCCAGGAGAGACCCCGGGGGUUCUCUUGCGACUGCGAGCUCUCUGCUUUCUCGGGGCCCUUCUGCACACAGGAGGUUUCUGCACACUUUGGAGCUGGGUCCUCCGUGACUUACAAUUUUCAUGAAUUUUAUCCGUUAAGUACAAACUCCAGCCCCCACGCUGCUUCAUUCCAUGGGGACAUGACGUUAGCUAGAGAGAGGAUCACAUUCAGCUUCCAGACACUGCAAACCCCAAGCCUCCUGCUCUAUGUGGACUCUUUCUACAACAAAUACCUCUCUGUUAUCUUGGCCAAAAAUGGGAGUUUGCAGAUUAGGUACAAGCUGGGUCUACAUGAGGAUCCUGACGUCUUUAACUUUAACUUCAAGAACAUGGCGGACGGGCACCUCCACCACGUUAAGAUCAACAGAGAAGAAGGAGUGGUCUUCGUAGAGGUGGACCAGAAAGCCCGGAGCCAAGUGAGCCUGUCCUCUGGCAUGGAAUUCAACGCCGUCAAAUCCCUUGUGCUGGGCAAGAUCUUAGAGCCCGGCGACCACGUGGAUGAGGACACAGCGCGGGCGGGCGCUCAGGGCUUCUCUGGCUGCCUCUCCGCCCUGCAGUUUGAGCGCACCGCCCCGCUGAAGGCCGCGCUGCAUCCCGGGGGCUCUGGGUGCGCAUCGGUGCUGGGGCCCGUGGCCUCAUCGGAGUGUGGAGCCAGGCCAGGCGUCGGCAGGGUGUGGGAGCACAAGCACGCGCGAGCAGAACGUCCUGGAGCAGCGGAGCAGGGGAAGCCCGUGGAGACUGGGAACCGCAGACGCUCCGCGCUGAUCGGAGGUGUGGUGGCUGUGGCCAUAUUCGUCCUGCUUUGCAUGGCUGCCGUGGCCGUCCACCUGUACCAACAGAAGAGCCUGUGCGCAACCACGGAGGUGGAAGGACCCAGGAAGCAGGGCAGCAACGCGGCUGCGCCCAGAUGUGAGCUCGGGAGGCCGGACACCGUGAGUGGGGACCAGCAGGCGGGCCUCUGAGUAGGAGCCGGGCUGAGCGCGCUCUCCCCUGAUCUGACAUCCCCACCACAGACCUCGAUGGCCAGAAGUCACUUUGAACCGCACAGGGCACCAGGCCAGCUCUCAGGGUCCUCAGAGGUCUUGUGCUACUGAGUCCUUAGCACCACUGGCUCCCUGCACUACAUCCCCACAAUUCCAGUAUCAUCUCGGCCCUUGUCAGUUCUGAUGUUGUCAUGUUCAGCGGCUGGUUGGAGUUUACUGCUUAACACCCGGGUUUUGAAGGGGAAGCUCGCUUGGGCAGUGGGGAGGCUGGGCUUUGCCGCCGGUGAGGCCAUGCUCAGUGACCGGGGCGACUUCACAGAACUGAAUGUGCUUCCGGCCCUGCUUGUUGAAUUCUCACAACACCCUGUGCCAGAGCCACGUGGCCAAGACCAGACAGCCUUUCUGCCUUUGUCUUUGCUGCUCCAGUCGACAAAGCACAGUAGCACAGUUCCCUGGUGAGACCAUCACCUGCUUUCUCCUGCUGGGACCUGCACAGCAAGUGUGGACGUGGCUGAUGCCGGCUGCCAUCUGCAGCUGCGGCAGGAACCCAGAGCUAAGCGCCUGUGUCGCCAGAGGUUGGCAGCUGGCAGGGCCCACACUCUCACGAUCUCUAGAGGGUUUUGGAUUGUUUUUGUUUUUGUUUUUUUUUUAAUUAAAAUGGAAGAGCAGAUAGAACUACAAAUUCUUACUGUUGAAAUGUAUCUUUAUUUGCAUCUGCGAUACCUAAAUGGUGUGUUAUAGUACAUCUAUUUCCCUAAAUGGGUGGGUGAUCACGUCAGCUUUCUUUGUGGUGAUAAAAUCCCGCUGUUGGUUUGACGCUCGUUCGUCUGGCUUAUCUCUCGGAUGGUCUCACUGACUCUCCUUGCCAUUCUGAGACUCAGCCAUGGAGACUCUGCUCCACAUGUUUGAAAGCAAACCCCUCUCUGUAUCAGAUUUCCUUCCUAAGGUGUCAGGCACAAAUUCUUGCAAGCUGUACCUACAGGUCGCGAAGACCUAGGGACAUUGGACUGUGGGCUGGAGCCGUGCCCUGACCUGGACACCCACAAUAACCCUGAGAUCCACCGCUGUAGCCUCACUUCCAGGAUGUGGACGUCCAUUUCUCAGAGUUCCCAGAACCAACGGGAACGAGUUAGGGUGCAGCCCAGCAGAGAACAGAUGGCAGACUCUUCCAGGAAAACCGGCCAGGAGUUACUUUCGGAGCCCUGAUAGAGGAACGGUGUCCGGGAGCCUCCAGGCAGGUCCUGUGUCCCCACUCAGCAUGGCUGGGGUCACCAAGCGUGCCCACGCCAGAGAAAGGGAGUGACGCCUGCCUUCAUUCCGUUCUUCUCACAUCUGCUUUCUGCUCCUUCUUCACGGUAGCCAGGCCUUACUUCCUCUGCUGAAAAUCCUCAUCCUUUCCUAUGCAACCCUGUUGUUUUUUCUGUGAAUCCAAGGUUCUGAGGAACGGCAGUGUUGGUGAACAGGCAGACAUGUCCCCCAUGCAAUGGACACAUAGGACCAGAGAGAUGCAGAACCAGAUCACGAAGAGCCAAGCCCAGACAGAUGGCCCCUUGGCCACAUUUAAAGUGAGGGGGACUCCCUGGGCACCUGGUGUCUCAGGUGCACAAAGGGGGCCCACCUGCCACAGCCCCCUACCACAGAAGCGCCAGGCUAGCUCAUGUGUCCUCACUGUCUGUCCUCGGUUUGUAACUCUGCCUUCUUGCUUGUGGAUACAGUGGGACCUGGGAAAUAAAGCGAGGAGUAUAUUUUUAUUUUAAGGGAAUUCAUAUGACAUUUUACAAUUAGGAAGGAAGAGGUUUCUGAACAGCAGAAGCCGUGUAGGUAUGUGCCUUCUAUGCAGUGAGCCUCCCACAGCUCGUGCAGGGGCCCAGCAUUGCAGUUUGCAUGUGAAUGUGUCACCGUAUGAUGGCCUCAUUGUGAGUGGCUCACACUGGG